AUGCCGACGAUUCCACUCCAUCUUUCAACUUCACAGACGAAAUCAUUGCCACAGAACCCACUACCACAAGUACUUCAGACGCCAUCAGGUCUGGCGAUAGUCGAAAUCCAGGGAACAUUAAAUCUUCCGCCCCCCUGGAAGGAGCAACAGCAACGCCAGUCGGCCGGCUCGUCUUUCCAGGGUACAACAAAGACGAGCCAACACCAGCGUAUGACUGGAGAAGUGAAGAAGCUUCCAAAACCCAUUGCGGUCAUCCGAAAACGCGACAAGUCCGACGACGCAGCUAAGGACGAAUUGGAGAUUUCAGAGAUUAUUCAUUACAAGAUAUUGUUUUCAAAUCGUCCUGAGCCUGUUGGAGAUUGA
Bacidia gigantensis is the source of this 363-nucleotide messenger RNA. RefSeq lists its product as uncharacterized. Bases 1 to 363 code for a protein of 120 amino acids. Gene Ontology annotation, biological process: mitotic sister chromatid cohesion. Lineage: Eukaryota; Fungi; Ascomycota; Lecanoromycetes; Lecanorales; Ramalinaceae. The record is from RefSeq and is a predicted model, not a curated record. Gene Ontology annotation, cellular component: Ctf18 RFC-like complex. The transcript has 2 exons.